This is a messenger RNA of Hypomesus transpacificus, 3523 nucleotides long. RefSeq names its product protein tyrosine phosphatase domain containing 1a (gene ptpdc1a). Gene Ontology annotation, molecular function: protein tyrosine/serine/threonine phosphatase activity. The transcript has 10 exons. The coding region runs from base 211 to 2412 and encodes 733 amino acids. The record is from RefSeq and is a predicted model, not a curated record. Gene Ontology annotation, biological process: protein dephosphorylation; cilium assembly. Lineage: Eukaryota; Metazoa; Chordata; Actinopteri; Osmeriformes; Osmeridae.
GUUCAAAAUGAACGAAUCGUUCACGAACGACACAUCACUAGCAACUAUGGAAUAGCUACAGUAACAUUUUUAAAUUACUGUUGUAAUUAACAUAUGUUGUAUAAAACAUGGCAUUGUGGCAAAUACAAUGUCACUAGAUAAAUCACCACUGUCCAAAACGUCCCAGCGAAGGCAGUACAAUCAGAAGAAGAGAAGAAUAAAGAGCCUGUCAUGGCAGCUGGAGUCAGCCUGCUGAGUGACCUGCCUUACUCUUCCAGUGGAGCCUACAGUGGAGAGCUCAACAUUGAAAUGGAACCAGUCAGCACAAGGGUGCCCACAGCCAAGUACACCAAGGUGGGAGAAACCCUGAGACACGUUAUCCCUGGUCAUAUGCAGUGCUCAAUGGCAUGUGGAGGGAAAGCCUGUAAAUAUGAGAACCCCUCUCGCUGGAGCGAUGAGGAGCAAGCCAUUAAGGGCCUGUACUCAUCCUGGAUUACUGACAACUUGCUUGCAAUGGCAAGGCCUUCCUCUGAAAUAAUAGAAAAAUACAGCAUCAUUGAACAGUUCCAAAGGUGUAGCUUGAGGACGGUAAUUAACCUCCAGCGCCCAGGAGAGCACGCCAGCUGUGGUAACCCCUUAGAGCAGGAGAGCGGCUUCACCUACAGACCUGAGACCUUUAUGGAGGCUGGCAUUUAUUUUUACAACUUUGGAUGGAAGGACUAUGGAGUGGCAUCUCUCACUACAAUCCUAGACAUGGUAAAGGUGAUGUCCUUUGCCAUCCAGGAAGGUAAAAUGGCUGUCCACUGUCAUGCUGGGCUUGGAAGGACAGGUGUCCUGCUUGCCUGUUACUUGGUCUUCACGUCCAGAAUGAGUGCUGAUCAGGCCAUCCUAUUUGUUCGAGCCAAGAGGCCAAACUCCAUUCAGACCCGUGGUCAGCUGCUUUGUGUCAGGGAGUUUGCCCAGUUCCUUGUUCCCCUCAGAAGUGUUUUCUCCUGUGCCGAGCCCAAAGCCAAUGCUGUCACUCUAUCCCAGUACCUUACUCGCCAGCGCCACCUGCUGCACGGUUAUGAGGCACGGCAGAUGAAGAACUUGCCAAAGAUUGUGCAGUUGGUCUGCAAACUCCUCCUGGACAUUGCAGCUAACCGGCAGGUGGUGGAAGAGGAGGUGUUGGAGAUCCCAGACCUAACGGCUGAGGUGGAGAAGACGGUCUCCCAGCAGGCCAUCCAGCAGCUGGGGAAGGAGAUGAGAGGGAAGGGCAUCCCAGUGCCUUCACCCCGCCCAUGUAGUCCACUCACCCUCCAUGCACUACACCCCGAAGCCCUUCAUGAUCAACCUCUAUUGAGUGACAAUGAUCUGGACCCACUGUGGAGGAAGCAGAACGUAGGCAUUGCCCUGACACCUCUCCAACCCAGUAAAAGAAGCCUUAGUUACAGCGACUCAGCACUGUACAAACAAGGCCCCAGACGGAACUGGUCUGGGAGCCCUCUGACUAUCCAGAAGGCAUCAGCCAAUCUCACAAACAAGCACUAUCUAUCUCAGAAUAACCUGCCAUCUGUUGACUCAUCCAUAAGUCCUGCGCAGCCCCUUUACAAAAUCCCAAACCAGGACCCUCUAUAUCUGUCCACUGGCUCUGUCACUGAUGAGCAGAAUAGCAAAGUGUCCCAGGCUGCCACAUCCCCCAUUCAGCGUAAAAAAUGUAUUAGCAAAGGACAGUGCAGUCUGUCCUUGGGUUUCUCAGAGGAAGGCCGAAAUGCCAACUGUGAUGCUGUACUGUCCGCCUUAAGAGCGGAGGGUAGUGUGGAGGCCAAUGGGAAGACCUCGGGUGUGGAUGCAUCUGUGGUCAGAGCUGAGGAUGGAGAGGACAGACCGAGGCCAGCAGAAGUGCCUCUCAUCACACUUCAAGCAGAGUUAUCCCUGGAAACAAGACGUCUACUGGUGGCCAAAGCUCUAGCAAUGGACUUGAAUGAUGACGACCUCAGAAACAAGGUUGCAAUGUGGCAGACUGAACUUAACAGCAGAGAGGGGGCAUGGGAGAGAAUGUGCAUGGAAAGAGAUCCCCUGGUGCUUUCCAGCUUGAUGUGGUCUUGGCUUGAGCAGCUUAAAGAACCCAUUAUCACUAGCGAAGAUGUCCAGGCCCUCAGCGACAAACACUACAACCCCCAGCAUGCCCUUAAUUCGCUUGAAAAGGUCCACAGACUGACCCUGCUGUGUAUCCUGGACUGUAUGGCCCAUCUACUGACAAUACCAGAGGACGUUGAAGCUGGUUUUCUUAACCGUACGAUUAAAGUGUUUACUAAGAUUCACACUGCCUCAGUGAAUGACCAGGCCUUAUAUAAGACACUGAAAGCAAUUCUGGUGCCAGUCCUGAACGAGCUGCGAGUGAAAGCCAAGGAGGAGAUGGACUCUUUAAGCCACUGCACUAAAGUGUCCUGAUCUUCCCUAAUUGGUUUAUUGCCACAGGAGGGACAGAAGUAAAAAAGACGUUGUACUGUCUGGAUGUUCAGAACAACUUCUAAAAAGAAUUUGGUUAUGACUAGAUAAUGAUGGGCAUUAUUGUUAAUCAACAGAUUCCUCUGAUAUUACUGUGCUGUUUUAUGCUUUAUUUAUGUUUUAAAACGUAGUGAUUUCUCCAUCACACUGUGUAUUUGUCUUUGUUUACCUAAGAACUGCCAUAAUGUUUACUGUGCCACAAUAUUUACUUCCCGAUUGUAUUUGUCAUGUCUCCUGAUCCAAUAUGUAUUGUGGGAUGGAAUGUUACACUUAGUAUACUUUUGUUUUUCAUGAAGUUUGAUUGGAAAGAAAAUCUGAAUGAAUAUGGAAUAAGAUUAGGGACAAAAUUAUAUUCUGAAACUAAAGAAACAUUUAAUUUAUUUUGAAACUUUAAUACCUUUUCUGUUGCAUUGUGUAUGAGUUGUUUUAUUUAUUGAUCUCUUUUCACUUGAAAAGUGUGACAAAUGCAAGGUUUGCAUUGUUUUGAUAGUCAGUGAAUUUGAUUUUGCUAGAUUAAAAUGCAAACAUGACACACAUGCUACUGUAAUGCAAAUAAGAUGGCUAAUUGUAUCUGUAAAACAAUUCCCACUAAGCUUAUUAUACACCAAAAAAGAAAAAUAUCUGAUUGAAAAGAUCGAACUAUGUUUAUAACAUCAGCCUGCCUCCACUAAAGCAUUUUCCUAAAUACUUUCUGCCUCUACUUUAAUGGCCUGAUAAACUAAUAUAAUGUACUGCUGUCUGUUUUGUAAUUUGUUAAUUAUUAGUAACUGUUGUCAUAACUGUAGUGUAUGAACACUGUAGCCUUGAAGACUCAGUUACCCUAUUCUGACCUCAUUUUAUCUGUGGACAACACAAUGUCAUGUAGGGCUGUUGACACUGCUAAUGUGCAGAAAUAAUUUAACAAGAUCAACUUAAACGAAGAAUUCAUUCAAGUUCCAUGUCCUAUGGAACUUUUCAAGAAGCACUAUUUUUUCAUUGUUACAUUAUGUAAAUGAUUUACAGACAAAAUAAAUGUCCUUGACGUGCUAUGUGUGGUUUGUCAUUUUAUUUUACA